This is a messenger RNA of Bursaphelenchus okinawaensis, 1139 nucleotides long. The record is from the annotation of a GenBank genome assembly. Lineage: Eukaryota; Metazoa; Nematoda; Chromadorea; Rhabditida; Aphelenchoididae.
AUGUCACGACCACAUUACGUAGGGGACUUUGCUACAGACUUCAAAGAGUCCAGGAUACAUCUAGGAAGGGCUAGAGCACGGUACUUAUAUGAAAGUCUGGUUAACAAAACUGAUCUGUCAUUGGAUCUUAACCAUGGUUUAGAAAUAUUUGAAGGCAAACCGGACGAGGACGAACAUCUAGAUGGCCUACUCAAGUACAUCAUGGCAAUAUCAGAACCGAAAAGUGAUCUGAAGAAAGUGAUACACAAUGCCAACGUCGUUUCGUGGCGUGGAACGUUAACCAGGAUAGGAGCGUCACCGUACGAUGCCUCGAAUUCAGAUGGCUGGAAAGUGCUGUGUAGCAUGUUCGAUGGAGUCAUGUUCUUGUGUGAAUUGAGUACGGACUCGAAAGUCAACAAGCGAGGUCAAAAGACUGACAGAGACAAGAGGAUGACAUACUGGGGAUACAAGUUUGAACAGUAUACCACUACCGAGUUACCCAAUGUAAGUUAAGUAACCAUAAAAAUCCUUGGAGAAGAUUUUCCAUAUUAUUAUAUAAACUUUCUGAAAAAUUGUUAAGGAACCCCCAGAAACCAGCUUUCCCGUCUCGACCAUGGCUAAUUACAGUGCCGUGUUCACAUUGGAUUUGGGCAAUCGAGACCGAACCGACAAGUUGAGGAUAUUCACCGGAGCCGAGAUGGACUGUUUGAACGGAAGUAAGGAACAGAACCCACUAACUAUUUAUUACGGUAUGACAUUUCGUGGUUUCAGGCGGAGACUUCGUGGAAUUGAAAACGCAGUUCAAACAACUUGGCAUUGGCCGAUACUGGUACCAGAAAGAGAUGAAGUGGUGGCUACAGUCGUUUUUGGUCGGAAUCGACACAAUCAUAAUUGGCCUGCGAGACGACGAUGGCAUAGUCAGAGAAGUCAAGCCUGUUAAAGUAAAUGAUUUGGCCAGACGACCCAACGGUUGGGAUCCGGCAGUUUGUUUGAACUUUCUCAUAACAUUCCUUCGAGAAGCCAGAUCACAAUUGAAGAAUCAUAAUAACAUAAUAGCAGAAUUCGACCCUCGACAACGAACAAUAUCCUUCAAAAUGCCUCACAGUAACGAGAAACAAGACGCCUUUAUUCAUGAUUUUGUAGAUCACUUCAAGAUAUAA